CCACUAACUAACCAGCGCAUUUUCUUCCAGUUUGCUCAAUUCUUUUCCUCAAUUCAUUUCCUCAAUUCUUUUGUUUGAUUUUAUUGUACAAAAGUAACUAACUACUUAUACAAAAGUACUUAAUGUAUAGUUAGUUACAUAUGUAUAUGGAUCGCCACAAUUAACACCAUUGACGUACUAUAUUAACUUCAUUAUACCUAAUUAACCUCUAGCUUAACAAAAAAAACCCCCGAAAAUAUCACCGGAUAAAAAAGGACGAAGAAAAAGGGCAAAGAGCAAAGCGCAAAGCCACUUUUUGUCUACGGCAAUAUAUCUUACCGGCCGUAGAUGAAAGGCAUUAUUUACGGCUAAUGCAAUCAAUCCCGAUCAAGGUAGUAUUCAGCAGGGAUUAAAAACGUGGGAAUUGGCAGGGAGAAGGGCAUAACGCAUAUGAUUGACUCGGAAUGACCACUUCACAAUUUCUUUAUCCAGUUUCUAUAUUUAUAUUGCCUACACUACACUAUGUAGAAUCUCUUCGGUUAAUUACGAAUACUACAUCAUGCAUAGUUAUGCUAUACCUAGGUCUGUAUAACAUAUUAACUACCUACCCUAGGUACUACAUGGGAGAAAGUGACGAUGGUUGCAACUUCAAUGUUGGAAUCUUACCGAAUACUACAUAGAUACAUACACUACAUGCUACGCUGGCCCCAAGCGUUGGAAUCCAAGCUCUAGUUAUUUUUCCAAGUCGAAGGAAUAAUCCCACAAUGCCCAUAAUGCCAUCGUCAUGCUCGGGCACGUCCAGAUGGGAUCAGCGAACCGGGGAUUUACUUACGUUGGAGGUGCCACUCGCAGAUCACCAGAUCACGUACCCAGCCAG
Hypoxylon fragiforme is the source of this 856-nucleotide messenger RNA. RefSeq lists its product as uncharacterized. The record is from RefSeq and is a predicted model, not a curated record. The transcript has a single exon. Lineage: Eukaryota; Fungi; Ascomycota; Sordariomycetes; Xylariales; Hypoxylaceae. Bases 444 to 659 code for a protein of 71 amino acids.